UGUGUCACUCUUCAGUACGAAAAUGGCGGCGAAACUGAUAUACGGCUCCGCGCUUGUCGUGGUGUUGAUCGCCGUCGCCUUCGUGUACUUUGAACCCAUUCCCCGAGAAAAAUACCCAGGACUCGUACGCAAAGUCCACCACGAGUUGCUCAAGUCGGCGAAGUAUGUCGGGAGCUUCUUUUGUCGCUCGAAGGUUACCGCCAAGGGAGUGCUCACUCCCGAGGAACUCGCCCGUUACGACGGCAGCGGCGACUCCCUCGGUCUUUAUUUGGCCGUGCUGGGACGCGUUUACGAUGUCUCUAAAGGCGCCGAGCACUACAGGCCGGGAGGCGGUUACGCGCAGUUCGCCGGUCGAGAUGCGUCCAGGGCAUACAUCACGGGCGAAUUCACCGACGAAGGCCUGACGGACGACCUCAACGGCUUGUCGGAUGAAACCCUGCUGUCAUUCUCGCAGUGGGUAGACUUCUACGAAAAGGACUACACCUACGUAGGGAAGUUGGCUGGUCGCUACUAUACCAAUGAAGGCCAACCAACCAGUGAGCUGCGGGCGGUGUGGGCGGCCAUAGAGCGAGCAAAGCAGAAGGAUUACCUGGCCAAGGAGCAGAGCAAAGUGUUCCCCCCCUGCAAUUCUGAGUGGACUCCGGAGAAAGGCAGCAGCGUUUGGUGCAGCAAGAAAAGUGGCGGAGUUGAACGGGACUGGGCCGGAGUUCCACGGCAGUACUAUGAACGUGACUCUGGCGCUGUUCGGUGUGUCUGUGUCCGCACCACGGGACCCCCUACCAACCACCCUCAAGGCACUUCCCACAAGAACCGCGGCGACUUGGAUGACCCUCACCUUAAGGAGUACCCCGGAUGCCCUCCCACAUCUGACACCUGCAAGGUGCCCGACUCGCAGUGAAACAGAUUGAACAAAGCCUAACAAACAAGCUGUGGGACUUUCUUUCAUGACUUUCUGCUUUGAACUGUAAGAAGAUGUUUCGUUUCAUUUCUUUUUCUUGUUUUUUUAUGUGCUCAGCCCAUGAAGACUGUGUGGCAAUAGUAAGGAUGUAAUCGGUUUGCAGCUGAAAGUGCCGCAAAGGUGGCAAUAGGACAUAUUAUAUCCCAUAUUGCCUCUACAGAGUGUACUGUGGAAGGCAUAACAAUGCCUUGCCUUGUGGAGAAUUCUUCUAGCAAAAUAUUUUUGUAGCAUUGCACUGUUGCAUGUGAAAUAAAAUAAUCGCACUCUUGCAGCGUGCAGUGCGCUUUAAUAAUUCUUGUGUGUGAAAUGUGGCGCACUAUCAGCAAAUACAUGAGCCUAUAAUAUUUGGCAAAUGGCCUGCAAGGGAUGGUGUCGGUAUGCUUCUUAUGCAUAAUUUGGACUGUAUACUGUUUUUGCAUUAUGUAAAAGAGUCUUAAUUGGCCUCGGCUAGUCACGCCUUAAGUUGAGGACGCAAGGCAGAAUGGUGUGUGAAUGCAGCCUAAGGUAGCUUUCUUUGCCAGUGUAAGUGCUGGUGUGCUUGACUUCACUGUGCAGUGACUAGUGAUGCAUUGAUGUUUCAACAGUCCCUAGAAACACAGUGCGCUUGGCUGCAAAAAUGACGACGCCAAUUGUACGCACCACCACGGUCUGCUCAGUCAGCUGUCGCGGAGCUAGAGCGGUGGUCUGCCUUCCACUGCUCACAUGAGCAUUGCGUGCAUACACACUGGCAUUCCUGCUGAGCAGCUGAGUGCAUACCAUACCGGGGUGCGUACACUGGUCUGAGCGGAACAGACAGCAAACGUCAAGCUGAAACUGUAUAAUCGUUUUAUAGGGCGCUCGUAAAUGCCGACAAUUUUCGGUCGAUCUUGUCGUGGGCACCAUCGAGAUGCGACAUCUGCGACUGGCUGGUAUAUACCACAGCACUGUUUUUGCUACGCAGCAGCAGCUGUCUCGCGUGCUGCAUCGUGGCAACAUGUUGCCUCCUCGCAGAGGGGACACCGUCCGAGGAACUCAAGUGCAAGGCUGAAAUUUCAGUGCUUUGCUCUUCAAGCGAAAUUGCCCAAUUUCUUCAUUCAGUGUGAGUGCCUGUGGAUGCAGACUGAUACGAUUGCUUAGAGCAUCAAGUUUGGUUUAGUAAGCGCCACUUGAUUUGAGUGCAGCAUGGUGGGCGACAGCAGUGUAGGAUGAUAAAGCAAUUAGCGAAACACACAAUGGUUGAAAUUUUGUAUCUACAUUAUGCUUGUUGUGUUUCCAUCUUGUGUUUGCCUUUCUCGUGGCAUUGUCAAGAAUGGGUGUUCGGAAUUUUGAAGAUCUAGCGUGAGUGUUUCAUGUUGAAGGAAAGAGCAAAGGAUAAAUGUGUAGGGAAAGAAGUGCUCAGUUAAAGAAUGACUCCAUGGCUAUUAAGCCUAACGUGCCUCAUCUCACUUUAAGAAGGUUGUUUGUUGAAAAUGUUUAAUUUAUAAUAAACUGUUCGAAUGAUGCCGUUCGAAUUUAUUCACUGUAUGCUUGUGGAACUGAGGUGUGUUGGGAAUGCAAGGAAUGGUAUGUGAAGAUGUAAGGCCUGGUCUUGUGAGAGCUAGUUAAAAUAAUAAAUUGUAUCUCAUCCUUAAGAAUUGAGGAGUAACUAGGGGCUUCAAAACUAAAUGAAGAACGACUGUCUAACUUUCAUGCCUUCUCUUGUGGUGAUGGCAUAAUGUACUUAAGAGAGAAAUUUGUCUAAAUUUCUGUUCCCUGCAUUGUUUUUUACUUCAAUUUGUCAUUGGCCUACUGUGAACUACUAUGAAAUGAUGAGAGCAUAAGCUGAUGUACGAGAGGAUGUUCAGAGUAAAAUAUAAUUAGUAUGGAACCUUAGAGAAUUUUAAGGGCUUGCGAUGAAUGUCUUGCAAUGCCCGAUUUGAUGUCUAAUUGUAUUUGUUACAUGUAGUAAUGACUUAUUGUUACCGAUCCCAGUGCAUGUGACUACAGUCAUCAUUAAGGAAACUGCAACAUCAUAUUCAUGUGAUUUCUAUGUCCUUGGCACGGUUGCUGUAUGUGUUGCUGCUGUGGUCAUAAAACUUUUGGAAGCUUUGUCUCUGUACAUUGGUGGAUGACACUAUCUGCAAAAUGCUAACAUUUUCACACUGUGUGGAUAUGCUUUUCGGUUCUUUUAUUCAAAGUUUCAUUUUUCUGAUGUGUGUGAUUUUAACAAUAAACUGUCCUGGUUUUAUUUCUAA
Messenger RNA from Dermacentor silvarum, 3171 nucleotides. Its product is annotated as neuferricin. The transcript is spliced from 4 exons. Bases 23 to 898 code for a protein of 291 amino acids. Gene Ontology annotation, cellular component: endomembrane system; membrane. NCBI's taxonomy places the organism in Eukaryota, Metazoa, Arthropoda, Arachnida, Ixodida, Ixodidae. The record is from RefSeq and is a predicted model, not a curated record.